AUGAAUGCUUCUCUCUUAUACGUUAGAUUGGUAGUGUCUCACUCCUCCUUUUAUGAUACUGCUUGUGCCGUUGCUGACCUAAACCUCCUCAACUCGGAGAUUGGUCGUCUAGGCCUGGCCAUUUCGAUAAUCACUGGAUUGAGCAGUUGGUUGUAUAAGUAUAUACGAGACUUCUAUAUAGAAGCCACUAUUUUGAAGACCGAUGUGAUGUUAUUAGCAUGGAUAAGUAAAAUUUUCCUAGUGACUUUCAUCAUGUUCAUUUUACACCCAAUAAUGUCAUGGAUGAAUAGAACUACUCCGGAAGGAAAAACACUUAAUGAAGGUUAUGUUUCCUCGAUCAUUAUCAGUGUUUUAGGAGUUUCAUUUUACAGUCAGUCCAUUGGUGUAGACCCUUCGCUUGGACCACUUAUAGUUGGACUAACGGUACCCGUUGGGUCACCUAUAGCAACAGCUGUUCAAAAAAAGUUAGAGUGCUUUGUUACCUUUGUGCUCGUAACACCAGUUUACAUAAUAGGAGGCUAUCAUGUACGCGCAUUCAAAUUCAUUUGGAAAGAUUUUGUAGUUGUGGAGAUAAUGAUGUUCCUUGCAUACUUCGCAAAGAUUGGUUUUGUAAUGUUGUCUUCCCUCUACCUGCUGAUGCCUAUUCUGGACUCCUUUUGUCUCGGUCUCCUCUUAACAUGUGAUGGCAUAAUCAAUAUGUGGUAUACAAUGGUAGUGUAUGAAGCUGAGCUGAUGGGCCAACAGACUUACACCACAAUAUUCUUCACAAAUCUCUUGAUAACCAUGGUUAUCACACCGACGGUGAAAUAUUUAUAUAAUCCUUCAGGGAAGUACGCGGGCUACAAGAGACUAUCUAUCCUAAAUUCUGCUGUGAACAGUGAGCUGCGCAUAUUAGCUUGUGUUUACAAUCAAGAAAAUGUUCCCAGUUUUUUCAAUUUCUUUGAAGCCACUAAUCCGGUUACAAAAGAUAGCGUUGUAUGUAUCUACGUUUUGCACCUCGUUGAACUAGUCGGUCGUGCGACUUCCAUCCUCGUGGAACACAAACAGCAAAAAAAGACACAGCCUCGCACCCGCAAUUCGUCAGAGAAAAUUAUCAAUGCCUUCCACCAGUUUGAACAACAGAAUCAAGGCUUCGCAAUCGGGUCAUGUUUCACUGCAAUAUCACCGUUCUCAAGCAUGGAUAACGACGUAUCCCAAAUAGCAUUGGACAAGAGGACCAAUCUUGUGAUUAUCCCUUUCGGUGAGUUAGACAAACACCCUUAUCGAGCAGUCAACCGAAGUGUUUUAGAUAAGGCACCUUGCUCGGUGGGGAUUCUCUUUGACCAUAAGAAUAUCUCGGGUGCUCUUAUUGAUGUUUCUGUAAGUUUUCAUGAUGUUGCCAUGAUUUUCAUUGGAGGCCCUGACGACCGGGAGGCAUUAGCAUAUAGUAUGAGAAUGUCGGAUCAACCUAAUUUAAAUCUCUCAGUUUUCCGUUUCACGCAUAUAGAAUCGAAUAGAAAAACAAAAAAAGAUGAUGAAUUGAUAAGCGACUUGCGGGAUAGAAUUAUGAAUACCAAAAACAUUUUGUACAGAGAGGAAGAAGUAACAGAUUGUGCAGAUACAACAAGGAAAAUCAAAUGCCUGGAAGACUCUUACGACUUCAUAAUUGUCGGGAGACGACAUGAUAGUAACUCACCAAUUGUGCGUGGACUUGAUGAAUGGUGUGUCUUCAAAGAACUUGGUGUUAUCGGAGAUCUUUUCGCUACUUCUACUUUUGAGGGUAAUUUUUCAGUUUUGGUAUUACAACAGUAG
Molecule: messenger RNA, 1791 nt
Organism: Papaver somniferum (opium poppy)
Lineage: Eukaryota; Viridiplantae; Streptophyta; Magnoliopsida; Ranunculales; Papaveraceae
Product: cation/H(+) antiporter 14-like
Exons: 2
Coding region: 1-1791 (596 amino acids)
Biological process (GO): regulation of pH; proton transmembrane transport
Cellular component (GO): membrane; endomembrane system
Molecular function (GO): antiporter activity
Source: RefSeq, a predicted model, not a curated record